Heterobasidion irregulare TC 32-1 is the source of this 1065-nucleotide messenger RNA. Its product is annotated as Esterase/lipase/thioesterase. The record is from RefSeq and is a predicted model, not a curated record. The transcript is spliced from 5 exons. Bases 1 to 993 code for a protein of 330 amino acids. NCBI's taxonomy places the organism in Eukaryota, Fungi, Basidiomycota, Agaricomycetes, Russulales, Bondarzewiaceae.
AUGCCCCAAUUUUCCUCUCUCACCAUCGACGAUAGUGGCAAGAAGCUCUCCUACAUAGACAGCGGUGCUCCCGACGCAGCCAAUGGUGGUUCUGUCUACACGACCAUCAUCGCCGUUCACGGCAUCGAGUUUACCAGUCCUAUCUUCAACAAGGUUUCAGCCCUCGCAGGCGCGGCUGGCAUGCGAUUCGUGGCCGUCAAUCGCCGCGAGUAUAAGGGAUCCACGCCGUUUUCGGACGCGGAGAAGGCUGUUCUCACUAACGGUACCGACGAGCAGAAGUUGCAGUGGCUCAGAGAUCGAGGCAAUGAGCUCGCCACCGGCGGGGUAGCCCUGUUGGGCUGGUCUAUGGGCGUGUCCACUACCAUAGCCACGAUUGCCAACGUGGACUCAUUUGCGCCCGACAUCCAGCUGAGCUUGGGGUCGCAUCUACGGGCUCACAUCAUGCACGAGCCUCCCACGGUCGCUUUAGGGCUUCCUCGGCCUCCGAAGCUCUGGACACCGCGGUUAGACGAGUCCUUGCCAAUGAAAACCCGAAUCUCCUACAUGACCCGCUGGCUCACGUCUUAUUUUGCGCACGGAGACCUAUCCACGCGAGACCUGGACGCCAUCGAAUAUGUCCUGCCCUCCACUUCGCGCAUCCCAACUCUGUGGAACAUGUCGUCUCAAGAGAUUGCGGACAUAGUCGACGAGGGCCCGCACCUCGUCGUGGAUGCCCCGCUCCUCUUCAACUGCUAUCCGCAGGCCGCGGCGACGUACAAGAAAGGGACGUACAACGCAGCUGCGCGAGCCCUGCUCCCGAAAAUGAAGAUUUGGGAGCUCAUGGGCGACGCGACGGCCGCAGUCUCGCUUUGUACUUUCUGGAUUCUGCAGGAUGACGACGCAGCGCACGGCGGCGGCUUCAUCAACUUCAAGGUCAUCCCCGGCCACAAUCACUUCGAUAUGUGGGACGACCCCAAGGAGACUCUCCAGGCGUAUCUCGAGAUGUUGGCGUAGCAUCACCUUUGCAGGCGGGCCUCGCAUCGAGCAGACAUAAAGGGAACCUGAUACAACCUGCACAGUUAAAGC